Molecule: messenger RNA, 1394 nt
Organism: Neomonachus schauinslandi (Hawaiian monk seal)
Lineage: Eukaryota; Metazoa; Chordata; Mammalia; Carnivora; Phocidae
Gene: VIPR1
Product: vasoactive intestinal peptide receptor 1
Exons: 13
Coding region: 83-1339 (418 amino acids)
Biological process (GO): cell surface receptor signaling pathway; adenylate cyclase-modulating G protein-coupled receptor signaling pathway
Cellular component (GO): plasma membrane
Molecular function (GO): peptide hormone binding; vasoactive intestinal polypeptide receptor activity; G protein-coupled peptide receptor activity
Source: RefSeq, a predicted model, not a curated record
CAGCGCCCUCGCCUGCGCCCUCGGCCCCGCGGGUGGCCAGGCAACCAACCUGCUGUGGGAGGAGGAAUGUUACCAUCUGCGGAUGAUCGAGGUGCAGCACAAGAGGUGCCUGGAGGAAGCCCAGCUGGAGAAUGACACAGCAGGCUGCAGCAAGAUGUGGGACAACCUCACCUGCUGGCCAGCCACCCCUCCGGGCCAGGUGGUCGUCUUGGCCUGCCCCCUCAUCUUUAACUUACUUUCCCCAGCUCAAGCUCAAGGCCGCAACGUGAGCCGUAGCUGCACCCACGAGGGCUGGACGCACCUGGAGCCUGGCCCCUACCCCGUUGCCUGUGGCUGGGAUGACAAGGCAUCAGAUUUGGACCAGCAGCAGUCCAUGUUCUACAAUUUCGUGAAGACCAGCUACACCAUUGGCCACAGCCUGUCCCUCGCUGCCCUUCUCGUUGCCACAGCCAUCUUGAGCCUGUUCAGGAAGCUCCACUGCACGCGGAACUACAUCCACAUGCACCUCUUCAUGUCCUUCAUCCUGAGGGCCGCCUCUGUCUUCAUCAAAGACUUGACCCUCUUCGACAGCGAGGAGUUGAACCAUUGCACCAUGGGCUCGGUGGGCUGUAAGGCAGCCAUGGUCUUAUUCCAGUACUGUGUCAUGGCCAACUUCUUCUGGCUGCUGGUGGAGGGCCUCUACCUGCACACCCUGCUUGCCGUCUCCUUCUUCUCUGAGCGGAAGUACUUCUGGGGGUACUUACUCAUCGGCUGGGGGGUGCCCAGCACAUUCACCAUUAUCUGGACCAUCAUCAUGAUCCAUUUUGAAGAUUAUGGAUGCUGGGACACCAUCAACUCCUCAUUGUGGUGGAUCAUAAAGGCCCCCAUCCUCACCUCCAUCUUGGUGAACUUUAUCCUGUUUAUUCGCAUCAUCCGAAUCCUGGUUCAGAAACUUCGGUCCCCAGAUGUUGGGAAGAGUGACAGCAGCCCGUACUCGAGGCUGGCCAAGUCCACCCUUCUGCUGAUCCCCCUGUUUGGAGUGCACUACUUCAUGUUCGUCUUCUUUCCCCACAACUUCAAAGCUGAAGUGAAAAUGGUCUUUGAGCUCGUCGUGGGGUCUUUCCAGGGUUUUGUGGUGGCCAUCCUCUACUGCUUCCUCAAUGGCGAGGUACAGGCGGAGCUGCGGCGGAAGUGGCGGCGCUGGCACCUGAAGGGCAUCUUGGGCUCGAACCUCAAAUACCAGCACCCCUCGGGAGGCAGCAGCGGGGCCACGUGCAGCACGCAGGUGUCCAUGCUGACCCGCGUCAGCCCCGGCGCGCGCCGUUCCUCCAGCUUCCAGGCCGAAGUUUCCCUGGUCUGACCGCCCGGCGCCCAGGGGCCCAGGGCGGCCCCUCCCGGCCGCACCACCCACCCCC